Molecule: messenger RNA, 373 nt
Organism: Staurois parvus
Lineage: Eukaryota; Metazoa; Chordata; Amphibia; Anura; Ranidae
Source: the annotation of a GenBank genome assembly
GACUGCCCUAUAUCUAAUAUACUGCUACAGGGCGGCACCUGUGCGCAAAACCACAUAUAUAUACACGUGAUUUUGCAUUUGCGGGUAAAAACCGCAUCGCCAUUCGGUGCCGCGGAUGUCAAUCACCGUGUCCUGGUCGGUAAUUACCUGCUGGCGCCCUGUGAUUACCGAGCAUCUCUGACGGGGAGGAAGAUUGUUUUGUUUACAAUCUUUCUCCCUGUCAGCUCGAGCACACUGCUCGGGAUGGCUAUGCACAGUACAGCCAUCCCGAUCAGUGUGCUUACAGUGAAGAACACACCCCCGCCCCCUAGUAAAACACCCACAGCACACAGUUAACCCUUUCAUCACCCCUCACAUUAACCCCUUCCUGUCC